Scleropages formosus (Asian bonytongue) is the source of this 2757-nucleotide messenger RNA. It is a transcript of the gene sco2, whose product is annotated as synthesis of cytochrome C oxidase 2. The transcript is spliced from 2 exons. NCBI's taxonomy places the organism in Eukaryota, Metazoa, Chordata, Actinopteri, Osteoglossiformes, Osteoglossidae. Bases 51 to 1091 code for a protein of 346 amino acids. Gene Ontology annotation, biological process: mitochondrial respiratory chain complex IV assembly. The record is from RefSeq and is a predicted model, not a curated record.
UUUUACACAUAAUCUGUUAACAUUUAAAAUUUUGGACUGUCGAAUCUAACAUGUCAAAUAGUACACUAGUUUUUCUGAAGAGUUGUGAAACCCGGUUGUAUGUCAUUAUCAGCCAGAGGACGUGUGUGGAUCCGCAAACAGUGAAGAAGAUGCUCAUGCUGCAGGUUAGCAGGUGCAUAAACUUUGAUUUCCGUCACACUAUGAUUCAUGGUGCACCUGGGACCCUCCUGGGAUUUGCCUCUGGAGCAAGACCCGGACUCCCCUUCCGCAGGUGUCCCUGGCUGCUCGGUGUGAGGAAGGCACUCUGCUCUCAGCCAGCCUCCACCUACCGCCGGUGUCCCCCUUCCAGCAGGGAACUUCUUCACCUGGGCCUGAAACAACCUGCCCCCUGUUUGAUCCAUCCCUCUUAUAGAACCUUCUCUCAGGGCCCCAAAAACCCCACGCCAGGAUAUACAUUGCGCACUCGCCUGGUGGUGACGCUGCUCUUCGGUGGGGGAAUUUUGGCCACCUGGUGGUAUGUAUAUGCCGAAAAGCAGCAGAAGAUGCAGAUGCAGCGCAUGGAGCAGCUAAAGAAGGUGGCCCUGGGACAUGGAUGCUUCAGCCUGCUGGACCACACGGGUCAGCGCCGGACUAAGGCAGACUUUCUGGGCAGGUGGGUUCUCAUGUAUUUUGGUUUCACACACUGCCCAGAUAUCUGCCCCGAUGAGCUGGAGAAGCUGACUAAUGUGGUGAAGGCACUGGACGAGGAGGCAGGGCUCCCAUCCGUCCAGCCUCUCUUCAUCACUGUAGACCCAGAGAGGGACGACGUAGCUGCUAUGGCACGGUACGUGAAGGACUUCCACCCACGCCUAGUCGGCUUGACAGGCACACCCGAGGAGGUGAGGGAGGCCAGUCAAGAUUACAGGGUGUACUACAGCAAAGGUCCCAAAGACGAGGACAACGACUACAUUGUGGACCAUACCAUCCUCAUCUACCUGAUUAACCCAGACGGACUCUUUCUGGAUUACUAUAACAGAACUGUAAGCGACAUGCAGAUGUUGCAAAGCAUCAGAAAUCACAUGAAAGCCUAUAUGAAGAUGUCGCCUAAAUAAAAUAAUAAACAGGACCUUAUGGUCAGAAAAAAUACUCACCAGUCCAGCAGAGUGUUUUUUUUUUUUUUUUUUAAUUAUUUUUUUAAAAUAAUUUGCUUGCUUUAUCCAUGGGUUAGAUGUACAUGGACAUGUUGUUUUUCACAACAGCAUGUCCCAGUUUUCCAGACUCGACUUUAUUUUUAAAGGUCAACUUUUUAUCCAUGAUAAUAUUCUUAAUGUCUUUGAGGUGGUGUAUUGAGCAUGUGUUAUGGGUGAGAUCAUUUCAGUGUGGCUUUUGUGUAGCUUGUUCAUUUUCAAUUGGCUGCGUAGGUGGACGCUCACUUUGUCAAAAUGAUCACAUUUCAGAAUCACACAAGAAUGCAUAUGUCAUAACCCUUUAAAUUGACUAUUUAAGUAUAGGUAAUAUUCUGGAAAAAAAAAAAACUGAGUCAUUCAAGAUACUGUUGAGAUUAAUGUAGUGAAAGCAACAUUAUGACUAAGUAAACAAAGAUGCAGUUGGUGACAAUAGUUAUUGGAAGUGACAGCUUGAAUAUACAUGUACUGCAUUGUUUGUUGAUAAUGCCAUGAUGUUCCUUUCAUUGUACUAUCACUGUCAUUCUUGAAUGACUCAAAUUUUUUUAUCUGUGUAAGAUGCAGUUUGGAUAAGCACAUACUGCAUUGUUUCUUUCUGGAAAAGAAACUUGCUGCCAAUGACAAAGUUUUCUGUUUCUUUGUCAUACUUGUGUAGUGCAUAACAAUUUGUAAGUGUGACUACCUCUUCCUGCCUCAUUACUUUCAUAUCUUUGGACUGGAUUGCACAAUUUACAUAUAUUCCAACAUGAAUAUUAUGCUGUAAUGUUUUAAACUCUAUAUAAUUAUUGUGAUGUUCCCUAUAUUCAGCUCAGGAUCAGAUAACGAACUGUAUUUAUUACAAAAUGUGUUUAACAGGAAACCUGUCUAGUUCUUUAGUGAACAUGGAGUACACAAGCACUGAUGUUACUUGUUAGGGUGCAGCUCUUUUUUCUGCUUCUACCAUUACAGCAUAUCUGUAAGGUAUCUCAUACUUAGCGAGGGCUGUGUAGUACCACAGGCAGCGCCUCCACCAUUUCAAAGAGGUUCAAAUCCAGUUCAGUUUGUUUGGAGUAUUCCAUGUUCUCCCAAGUGUCUGUGAAGAAGAAGGGCCUUACGCGAAGCCAGCUAGAGGCAAAGGCACACAAUAGAGGAUUCUGGAGGUCUCUUGCUGAUGACCUAUACCCCAGGAGGGGUGAUGGGAUCUAACCCAACCAAGUGUUUAUGCUGGUUUCCCCUCACAGCCCAAAAACCUGUCUUCUACCAGAGUUGCGACACUAAAUUGCUCAUAAUGUGUGCAUAUCAAACCGCUACACUGCAAUAGAGUGGAGUUCCAUCCAGGGUGUACCCCCCCGUUGCUUAGCUCCCAGCAAUUCCAGAAUGGGCUCUGGACUGCGGUGACCCUGAAAAAGACAAGUGGUUAAUGACAGUGAGUAAGUGUGUAGUACCUCAUCAGAUGCAUAAUGUUCAGUUCUCCACAGUCACUGCAGAGUGGGCAUCGAUCACAGUGCUACGUUUUAGGAAGUCCUCAUGUUUACCCCUCAACUGCGAAUAGAUCCAAUCUACCUCUGCAGGACUUUGCACAUGUACGACUUCCAUGUUUACAUUGCGCACUGCA